AUGGCGUUUUUCAGCAAGAAACGUAUUAAUGCUGUUGGUCAGCUUAUGCGGUUGAAUAGAAGGCUAAUUCAAUCAGACUAUUACUCAGCCUCUGCAUUUUAUUUUAUCUUUACUGUAACUGUACAUGAUCACAUACCUGAAAGUCCGUUGCUUAAUGCUCGUUUCAUCUGCUUUUUGGCGUUCUAUAUGGAGUUUACGGAGUUAGAAAUCCUAAAGGUGUUAUCUAAUGGAAAAAGUGCGGCUGCUAAAAAACAAAGCACUCCGGCAGUAGUUGUGGAAACCUGUCAAUUGAUGAGAACAUCAUACUGUGUCAAAUAUAAGAAAAAUAAAUCCUCAUAA
Molecule: messenger RNA, 339 nt
Organism: Phycomyces blakesleeanus NRRL 1555(-)
Lineage: Eukaryota; Fungi; Mucoromycota; Mucoromycetes; Mucorales; Phycomycetaceae
Exons: 5
Coding region: 1-339 (112 amino acids)
Source: RefSeq, a predicted model, not a curated record